ACAAUCACUUCUAAGAUGGGGCCUGAGCCUGGGAGACAUUUCCCAGGAGAGGACUCAGUGCCCCUUGCACCCUUCUCUUACUUUGUUUCCUUGUUUCUUCUCUCUUCACACUGUCUCCUUUUGGCUGCUCUGUGCCCAUCCUCUGGGCCUCAUAGGAGGGGAGGGCCUUCGCAGGACAAGGAGGAUCCUCUACAAAUGAGCAUCACCAGUGCUGGGAUAACAGUGUCUGGACAGCUGGUUCCAUGCUUCAUUUCUAAGGAGGGUGCUUCUCUAAUUCCUCUAACUAGCUAACCCUAACCCUAUAGUUCAGCGGCAGAACACUUGCUUAGCAUGCAUGAGGCCAUGGGGUCCAUCCUAUGGAACCCUACAAACCUGUGGUCUGCCUGGGCCACCCUCUGACCAGGCUCCACAUACCUGGGACAAGUUGUGGCACUGCCCUCCCUUGCCCAAUCCCUCCAGUUCCACUGCAGCUCUUCAGCCCUGGUCUUGGCAGGUGGCCCUUGUUCUGCAGCCCACUCCCCUCCCCCAUUUUCACCACACUGAUGCCAUGGACCUCUUUGCCUCUGUCUCCUUGCCCCUCUCUCAGCCUCUGGAGAACAGCAGCUUGGUUUUUCAAUCCCUGCAUCCCCAGUCUGUGUCUGGGCACAGCACCCCAUCUUAGGAAGGUGAACUCCAGGAGACUGACAGGUGCUGCUGGAAACACCAGCAGUGUGCUGGACAUAUCAUCCACCCCUUCUUGGACUGUGGCCACCACAACCGGCACAUGCACGCUGUCAGCCACUGCGACUGUGAAUCUAGGCUGAAGGACUGCUCAGGGAAGACAAAUAGUAGCAGAUCCCGAGAUGUAGGCCCGACCUGCUCCAGAGAUCGGGGCUCAACCUGCUUCAACAUCAUCCAUACCCCUUGCUUUGAAUUCAUCCCAGAGGAAGAGUGUGUGGAGCGGAUCUGGUACAGCUGGUGCAAAGGCUACAGGCCUCUCUCUGUGGCAGUAAUCCACCAUCCCAUUCAUCAUGUGUGUAGGACAGAUAACCUACACGAGAAGGAGGAUGAAGAGGAUGAAGAGGAGGAAGAAGAGACCCCACCUUCCAUCCCAACUCAGUUGUGCCCCACUGCCAUACCUACUGACCCAGUCGGGUCGGUCACCAGGACUCCCGACUCAGCAGCGCCCAUCACCAUCUGGCGUUCUGAGAGCCCCACAGAAAAGAGUCAGGAGGGCAAGGCCAUCAAGAAGAUAAAGAAGAAAAAGGAGAAGGAGAAAGACAACGAGGAUGAGAUAGUGGAUGAAAAGGCAAAGUUGAAGAAAAAAGUCAAGGGCAAGAUAAUUAAGAAGAAAAGCCCAGCAAAAUCAGAAUCUUCCCCUCCAGACUUGAGCCGAUCACUAAGCCCAAGAGAACUAGUCAGGACAUCAGAGUCCAGCCCAGAAAGUCGGGAAGAGCUGGAGAGUGAGGACAGUUAUGAACGGGGUAAAAAGGAGCCCUCCAGCGAAGAUAUUGUGGAGUCAUCACCCAAGAAGAGAGAGAAGAGCACCUCCCAGGCCAAAAAGAAUGGGACAAAGACCUUACAAACCAGGAAAACGAGCAAGAGAAAAUCUCCCCCAGUGUCCAACCCCAAUCUCAGCUGAGGCCAGGGCAACCAGAGUGAAUAAAUCAAGCCUGUAACUGA
Peromyscus eremicus (cactus mouse) is the source of this 1662-nucleotide messenger RNA. RefSeq names its product protein interacting with cyclin A1 (gene Proca1). Gene Ontology annotation, molecular function: A2-type glycerophospholipase activity. Bases 764 to 1621 code for a protein of 285 amino acids. Gene Ontology annotation, biological process: arachidonate secretion; phospholipid metabolic process. The record is from RefSeq and is a predicted model, not a curated record. Lineage: Eukaryota; Metazoa; Chordata; Mammalia; Rodentia; Cricetidae. The transcript is spliced from 5 exons.